UUCCUCUGUAGUGUGUCGACUUGAAAAUGGAGUUUGAGGAAGGCAGAUGUGUUGCAAGUUCUCAUUGAAUUUUAAUGGUGUUUUUGCAUCAAACUUUUUCAACUCUGAAGAUUGGACAUUUAUCCCCAGAGGACGAUACUGUAACUUUUCACCAUACCGUCAACCGAGGUUGCCUUAAGAAUUGCUGCGUUUAAUGUGCCAAAUGUCGUGUGUUUGGUGGUUUUAUUAAGCGCUGGAGUUUAGUUGAUUGUUGCUGAGGGUGAGGGUGAGGGUGAUGGUGAUGGUGAGGAUGUUGAUGUUGUGGUGGUUGUUAGAUUGUGAUGCAGGAAAAGAAAUAACGACCUCCAGAUUGCGUUUCACGUUUUUAAUUUAGAUGCCAUUCCCUGUUUUUAGAAAGAAAGUGGCGAUGCAUUUUUAAAGAUUUUAUAUAUUUUUUAGACUUUAUAUAAACCAGUUUUUUUUUUCUGGAAUAAAAUGGUGAUAUUUGCGGUUAAUUUCCCCGCCGUGGCUCCCUCGUCGGUGUUACUGCUAGGAUUUGGAUCCCGGUGAGAAAAGAUGAGCGAAGAAUCGGGAAAUCCAAACAACGAUGAUAGUUAUGCACGCGUGCGAGCAGUGGUGAUGACCCGAGAUGACUCAAGUGGUGGAUGGCUGCCGUGGGGAGGGGGUGGACUCAGCUGUGUUACGGUCUACAAAGUCAGUCGCCAGGAAGAAAAUGGCUGCACUGAUUUUCUUAUCCAUGGAGAGAGACUAAAGGACAAAACAGUGGUUUUGGAGUGUAUAUUGAAAAAGGACCUAGUAUACAACAAGGUGACUCCAAUAUUUCACCACUGGAGGAUCAGUGACAAAAAGUUUGGACUCACUUUUCAGAGUCCUGCUGAUGCAAGAGCGUUCGACAGAGGCAUUCGCAGAGCCAUCGAGGAUAUCCACCAAGGUUGCCCAACAUCAUACAGUGAACCAGAAAUUGAUGAAGAUGGCUUGCAACCAAAUCAAGAAUAUACUUCUAACAAUACCCCAACAAAAGAGCCAUUCUCUCGACACAACAGUGUAGUGACCAGUGAGCCCUGUAGAAGCUGCUAUGUCAGAGCUCAGCCAUUUGAGGAGUUUAAUGCUUCCCGGAGACUUUAUUUUCCUCCCCAUAAAAACCAGGUCUCAUUCAAGUCGACGCGACACGUUAGCUUUCAAGAUGAAGAUGAAAUAGUUCGAAUAAACCCUAGAAAGGACGUUUUAAUUCGAGGCUACGAGGAUUAUCGUCAUCCUAUUAUGUGGAAAAAUGACUUGGAAAGGGAGGACACAGAUUCCAGUGUUCCGUUUUCCAAACCAGACUCCAAAAAUUCUGAAUACCUUUAUCCCUGCAGUGAUGGAACUGAAUCCAACCCAGUCAAAGACUCCAAGAGUUCGGUGGUGUUUAAAACCCAACCUUCUCCGCUACUGAAACCGAAGAAGUCAAGACGGAGGAAGGAGGACGGGGAGCGCUCACGCUGUAUAUACUGCAGAGAAAUGUUUAACCAUGAGGAUAACUGGAGAGGACAGUGCCAGGAUGCCCCAGAUCCCAUAAAGAGAUGCAUUUAUAAAGUGAGCUGCAUGCUUUGUGCGGAGAGCAUGCUCUACCACUGCAUGUCAGAUUCGGAGGGCGAUUUCUCAGACCCUUGCUCUUGCGACACUAGUGACGACAAAUUCUGCCUGCGAUGGCUAGCUCUUCUAGCCUUGUCUUUUAUUGCACCCUGUAUGUGCUGCUACCUUCCCCUAAGGGUAUGUCACCACUGCGGUGAGGCAUGUAGGUGCUGUGGAGGGAAGCACAAAGCAGCUGGAUGAAAGAAAAGCCUGCAUAAAAGGAAGCAGAGCUUAGCAUCUCUAUCUCCAGGAAGCAUCUCUCUUGGAUCUUUUGGAGAUUUGUUUUGGCCAGCAGAAACGGAUUACCGUCUGCGCAAGGAGCCGUGUUAUAAAGCUAGAUCAGAGGAAGCAGUUGAGAUUUCAGACGUGAAGAUUACUAAACAAGGCAACCAUGCCUAACUUCGUUCAAACACAUAGUGUAACUUGUGAAGGAGGUUUUGGUUUUUUUUUUUUUGUGAAGAAAGCAAUUUCUUGCUUUCUCAGCUACGUGCAGAGAGUAUACAGUAUGGUUUAUGCUAAAAGGGAUCGUUCUUGCAUAUUUUUUUUGUACAUUUGCAAUUGGGUAACAAGGGUCUUAAUGUAAUUAUUAGACUAAAAAUACAUUUGAUGGUCAUGUAAUUUUCAAGAUCAAUUAACAGUGGUGAGUGCAACUUAAUCCCUUGCUUUGCAGUAAGAUGUCCUAUGGUGGACUUUUUUUUUUCUGUGUCAAAAGAACAAUGCCAUAUAAUUUAACAAAAAUCAAAGAUUGAUUUUGAUAGUGAUAUUGUUUUUCCAUCUAUCCCACAUGUAGAAUAAAACAUUAUGGUAUGUGUUGCUUUCCAUUUUUGGUGAAAAUAUACAUACAUGAAGUAUUGUUAUAGUUAUAUUCUAAAAAGGUGAUGACCAAUGUUUUCUUCACACACAUGCAGACUAAAUCAUCUCCCUUUUUUCUGUUAAGAAAAACUGUAUUAAUAUUUAAGAUAUUCAUCAGUUUUGACAAACUGACGUUUUGCUCAACCAGCAAGUUUUUUUUGAAGUCCAACACAACACAUGUACAACUGCUGAACACUUUAGAUAUAGAUAGAUGUAUCCCUCUCAAGAGUCAUGAUUAGAAUCCCUUAUUUAAGUAUUCAAUGCCAAGCUUUGAUUACAUAAUGGUGACCAAAUGUAGGUACCAUGAAUAUUCCUUAUUUCAAAAUUGGAUGGUGUACAGUGUAUCUGACAACCUCAUUCAUAUAUAAAUUUUUAGUAGACAGACAUUUUAUUUUUUAAUGAUGGGGAAGUGUCCCAAGCAUUUUUUUCUAUUGCUUACUUUAAUAGUAAUUAAUAUUAUCAUUAUUAUAAUUUAUAUACUGCGUAAGUAGAAAUUAAAUUAAGAAGACCAGGUGGUAAACCCUUUAAAACUACAGUAGUAUUUCAUUUUUUUUUAACCAGUAUUCACAAUUUUUUAAUGUAAUGCAUACAUUUUAAAGUUCGCACCAGGAAAAAAGAGCCAAUUUUGUGACUAUCUUGAAAAUAUACUUUUUUUUUUUUUUUGGUAAGAUUCGUAAAACAUAAAUCAUUAAUGCUAUAGAACUGGUGGCAAGUACCAUUUUAUGGUUAGUAUGGAUUAGGAAUUCUACAUGUUGGAAUAUAAAUUAAUAAAUCUUGGUCAGGAAACCUGCACAGACUAUUUAUUUACUGUCAUUGUGGUAUGUGUUGGGAAUUUCAGUGGGCCUACAGUGAGCUCUUGCUUUAGGGUUACAUACAUAACCUAGUAAUUCAUACAUAAAAACACAUGACCGCUAGCAUCCAGGGGCUUUAUGCUUCUAAACCUAAUUCUACAUAGGUGGUGACACUAAGCAUUUCUUUCCCUUUUCUAUGCAACUUUUAACUUGGGGAAAUACUAAACUUCUAUCUGUCUAAUUUAAUUAAAAGAUUUGACACUUUUUAAUAUUUGUAGAUGUUAACCCAGGUACAAAACGUUAAACAAUUGUAAAUAAAUGUCACUAUUUAAAGAAAAAA
Polyodon spathula (Mississippi paddlefish) is the source of this 3594-nucleotide messenger RNA. RefSeq names its product sprouty-related, EVH1 domain-containing protein 1-like. The coding region runs from base 556 to 1812 and encodes 418 amino acids. Gene Ontology annotation, cellular component: membrane. Gene Ontology annotation, biological process: multicellular organism development; negative regulation of MAPK cascade. The transcript has 6 exons. The record is from RefSeq and is a predicted model, not a curated record. Lineage: Eukaryota; Metazoa; Chordata; Actinopteri; Acipenseriformes; Polyodontidae. Gene Ontology annotation, molecular function: protein kinase binding.